This is a messenger RNA of Leishmania braziliensis MHOM/BR/75/M2904, 342 nucleotides long. Its product is annotated as inhibitor of cysteine peptidase. NCBI's taxonomy places the organism in Eukaryota, Euglenozoa, Kinetoplastea, Trypanosomatida, Trypanosomatidae. The transcript has a single exon. The record is from RefSeq and is a predicted model, not a curated record. Bases 1 to 342 code for a protein of 113 amino acids.
AUGCACAGCCCACUCACUGUUAAAGACCACAACAAGACUGUGACGGUGAAGCUCGGUGAAACAGUCAAGAUUUUACUGAACGGCAACCCUACCACUGGCUACACAUGGACGCGCGCUGGUUUCCUGGGCAUGGAAUCGCUCAGUGAUGAGCACCUGGAGGUGACUUCCAAGUACACGCAGUCACCCACCCCGAGUGGGAUGGUGGGGGUCGGUGGCUCCUUCAUGGUGACAGUGACAACAAAGACGAAGGGCCAUAACACGCUGGAACUGGUCUACAUCCGCCUCUUCGAGGGCAUCAAGCUGGACAGUCAGAAGUUCACGUUGCACUUUAUAGUGGAGUAG